AGACUAUGUGUGAAUAUGUGUGACCUAUUUAUAACCUGCUUGUGUCCCUCUCUCCCAAUUUAAUAUUUUUACCCACUCCCAACCUCCAAAAAUAACACCUCCUCCUCCUCAAGCACAGACUAGACUAAAAACUCUCUUUUGACCUCUCUACCCUCAUCUUCCUCCUCCUCUAAAUCCAGUGAAGAUCAUCAUCAUCAGAGAAAUCAGAAAUGAGGUGUAAGAAACAUAUAACAGACCGGAGUAGUAGUGUCGGUGUCUGUGCAUCGUGUCUCCGUGAAAGAUUAUUUGCUUUGGUUGAAGCUCAAGCUAGAUCAGCAGCAGCUCUACAACAAUCCGAAGAAGAUCAACAACCACAACAUCAACAUCACCGGAAAUCUGAUCCGAUACCGCCACCGUUAAUCUUUCCACGGUCAGUUUCUCCUUAUAUAUGUCGUCGUUCCGAUGAUUCGUCUUGGCAUCAAAAUCAAUUAGAUUCAAGAUUUUACAGUACUCCUCAAUUAGGUCCAUCUUCAAACACUGUAAAUACUACUAGUGUUACUCAGACGAAGAAGAAGAAACACACGAAUAGAUUCAGUAUUUUAUCGAAUUUGUUCCGUUCUUCUACUCAUAGAUCGGUGGUUGCCGAUGAACAACCACCACCGGAGCAACCAAUUCCAAUUCCAAUUCCAGAUCCUCCUAGCAGAUUUGUUGAGAAUUCAACGGUUUACAGGGCGUCAGUAUCAACACCAUCCCCAAUUUCAUCAACGUGGUACUCAUCGUUAAUCCGAAAUCGCCGGAAAACAACACAAGAAUCACCGUCUCGAUCGACGAUGACGACGAAUAACAACUCCCACCACCAUCGUCGUGGGCAUCACAGAAACAAAGGAUUAUCACCGAAUUGUACAGAAGAAUUAGAACGAGAUUUUGAAAACAACAAUGGAGGAGUAAUUGGAGAUGAAGAUAUUAACAACAUUGGUGGUUAUUUAUCAGAAUCAUCACCAGGAUGGAGGAAACAGUCAUCAACAACAGCAACACCAGGAAGACAAAGAAGAGGAGGUUCAAAUUCAAAGAGUGGUGGUGGUGUUAGUAGUAUGGCAUUUUGUUUAAGUCCAUUAGUUAGGGCAAGUCCAAAACGUCCAUCAAGAAAUCAAAAAGAUGGAUUUUCCGGUGAAAUUAGGGCUGCUUCUUCUUCAAUUCACCAUAACAAUAAACCUAAUCUCUCAGCUGCUGCUUCAUUUUGUGCUAAUAGAUCUAGAAAGCUUGCUAAUUUUGGAAGAUACAACAAUUACAAUCCUUAGAACUUACUUUGUUUCUUCAUCAUCAUGACUGUUUUACCCUUGUAUUUUUUCCAUAUUUACCCAUUGUAUUUUGUGAAUUUGUGGUGAUAUUAUUAUUAAAGUAAUUAGAAUUAUACACAAACAAAAUAUAUAUAAAAAACCCAUUUAAUAA
Molecule: messenger RNA, 1428 nt
Organism: Papaver somniferum (opium poppy)
Lineage: Eukaryota; Viridiplantae; Streptophyta; Magnoliopsida; Ranunculales; Papaveraceae
Exons: 1
Coding region: 210-1277 (355 amino acids)
Source: RefSeq, a predicted model, not a curated record